CUCAUACUUUAAGAAAAAAAUUGAAACGAGGGGAAAAAAAUUGGAUCCAAAAGGGAAGCAUUAAAAAAGUACGUUUGGUCCAUUGUGAAAUCCGCCUGCGCCUUCCAUUCCAAAACCCUUCUUAAAACACAUCGAUCUGCAACGCAAAUUAAGCAGAUAGAUAUCGGCAUCAAUGGCGAUUACCUUGCUCCAUCAGCCCCUGCCCUUUUUCAGUCGCUCUGUUGAAAAACCUAACCCUAAUCUCCACUCUCCCGCCGCUCUUAAGUUCGGCGGCGGCGGAUCUGCCCUAGCAGCUUGUUCUUCGGUCUCCAUUUCCGACCCCGAACCGCGGUACGCGUCUGUCAAGUCCUUUGCUCCGGCCACCGUUGCGAACCUCGGCCCUGGAUUCGACUUCCUCGGAUGCGCCGUCGAUGGAAUCGGCGAUUUCGUCACCGCCCGCGUCGAUCCUGGCGUUCGGCCCGGGGAAGUCUCGAUCGCUGAAAUCUCCGGCGCGGGAGGUAAGCUUAGCAAGGAUCCGCUGUGGAACUGCGCCGGCAUCGCCGCCAUCGCGGUUUUGCAGAUGCUUGGCGUCCGAUCUGUCGGCCUCUCCCUCUCCCUCGAGAAGGGGCUGCCGUUGGGGAGCGGGUUGGGAUCCAGCGCAGCGAGCGCAGCCGCCGCCGCCGUCGCGGUCAACGAGCUGUUCGGCGCCCGAUUGUCCGCAUCGGACCUCGUGCUCGCCGCGCUAGAAUCGGAAUCCAAGGUCUCCGGCUACCACGCGGACAACGUGGCGCCCUCCAUCAUGGGCGGAUUUGUGCUGAUCCGGAGCUACAACCCGCUGGAUCUGAUCCGAUUGAAGUUUCCACAGGAGAAGAGCCUCUUCUUCGUGUUGGUAAAUCCAGAGUUCGAAGCUCCGACAAAGAAGAUGAGGGCGGUCCUGCCGGCGGAGAUCAAAAUGGCGGACCACAUCUGGAACUCCAGCCAGGCGGGAGCUCUGGUGGCGUCGGUGCUGCAGGGAGACUUGCCGGGGCUGGGGAAGGCGCUAUCCUCUGACAAGAUAGUGGAGCCCAGGAGAUCGCCAUUGAUCCCGGGGAUGGAGGCGGUGAAGAAGGCGGCCAUUGAUUGUGGAGCUUACGGUUGCACCAUCAGCGGGGCGGGACCCACUGCGGUGGCCGUGACGGAUGAUGAGGAGAGGGGGAAGGUGAUCGGAGAAAGAAUGGUUGAGGCCUUUCUCCGGGAAGGAGGUCUGAAAGCUACGGCCAUGGUGAGGAAGCUUGAUAGAGUUGGAGCUAGGCCUAUCUUCAGUGCUCCCAGGUGAUAGAUAUUGUGAUGAAUUAUAUUAUUCGUAUCCCAAAAAUUUUACCCCUACUCAAAUAGUAGUGCUAGUAUAAUGGUUUACAAAAGAUACAAAAUGUAAGUAUAUUUUUUGUUAUUACACUAGCAUUUUAUGUUAGUGUAAACUAUGAAAAUGUCGGUGCAUCUCUCUUGAGAAUAACUUGGUAUUUUGAUAUACUACAUGAUUGUAUUGUUUCUUGUUAACAAUAAUAUGGAGUAAUAAUAAUGAUUGAGUGAGUAU
This is a messenger RNA of Cuscuta campestris, 1552 nucleotides long. Lineage: Eukaryota; Viridiplantae; Streptophyta; Magnoliopsida; Solanales; Convolvulaceae. The record is from the annotation of a GenBank genome assembly.